AUGGCCGUUGAACUGUGUCACUGGGCAGGCAGUGCCUCUAAUACUUGUAAUGCUAGAGGUGAUGUUUUUGCCUGUGAACUUAUGAGUCAAGGCAUCUUAGCCUUGGUCAGCUCCAUUGGCUGCACGUCAGCAGGGUCCCUCCAGUCUUUGGCAGAUGCCAUGCAUAUCCCCCACCUCUUCAUUCAGCGCUCAACAGCUGGGACUCCAAGAAGUAGCUGUGGACUCACCAGGAGCAACAGGAAUGACGACUAUACUCUCUCUGUUCGCCCACCUGUCUACUUGAAUGAUGUUAUCCUAAGAGUCAUCACAGAGUAUGCCUGGCAGAAAUUCAUUAUAUUCUAUGAUAGUGAAUAUGAUAUCCGUGGAAUACAGGAGUUUUUGGACAAAGUAUCUCAGCAGGGGAUGGAUGUUGCACUUCAGAAGGUAGAAAACAACAUCAAUAAAAUGAUCACUACUCUCUUUGAUACCAUGAGAAUAGAGGAAUUGAAUCGCUAUCGAGACACUCUUAGGCGAGCCAUCCUUGUUAUGAAUCCUGCCACAGCCAAAUCCUUCAUUACUGAG
Messenger RNA from Galeopterus variegatus (Sunda flying lemur), 561 nucleotides. Its product is annotated as glutamate receptor ionotropic, delta-2-like. The record is from RefSeq and is a predicted model, not a curated record. The transcript has 3 exons. Lineage: Eukaryota; Metazoa; Chordata; Mammalia; Dermoptera; Cynocephalidae. The annotation marks the transcript as partial.